CUUUUGCUAUCUUUUGCUAAUGUUGAGGGUGAGUCAAGUAAAGCUGCAGCAGGACAAAGAAUUGUAACUCAGUAAUGAAGGACUUUAACGGAUACUGUGUUUCCUUUGCUGGAGUGCUGAUGUUUGGUGUUUUUCAGGGUAUGUGUGGUGUUUUGGCAGACACAGUGAUGGUGCUUAAAGCUGGGAGCUCUCUGGAUCUUCCAUUCCAAUAUCCAGUAGAAUCAGUGUUAUCGGUUCAGUGGAGCUUCAAUAAGAGCAUUUUUGCUGAAUGCAGUACAGACAAAGAAUACACAUUUCUGGAAUCACAGUUCAAUGGAAGAUUAAAGAAAGAAUAUAACAGAAUUGGAGUAACAAUAGAAGAUCUUCAACCCUUAGAUUCUGGGACAUUCUUAGUGGCUGCAGUUAGCAUUAUUCCAAGGCAUCAAACACAAAUAUUUAAAGUUCUUGUUCAAAUAUAUAUGUAUACUGUGCAGAUUGAGAAGACUUGGUUGAUGUCCACAAACAGCUGUGAUAUUCAUGUGAAGUGUGCAGCGCUCGGAGCUGAGAGUGUUUCCUAUCUGUGGAGUGGAUAUAAGACUGCAAGUGGAGCUCAUCUGCAGUUCAGUCUUUCACCAGCAGAAGGAGCUGUUACACUGAACUGUACUGCAGCUAACAAUGUCAGCUCCAGUUCUGCUACAGAGACACUGAACUGUACCGAAACCCAAACAGAAGCUCCACUGUCAGUACUUAAACUGAUCAGUAGUCUAGUGGCAGCCUCUCCAUAUCUGCUGGUGACCAUCAUUCUUGGUGUAAAAUAUUACAAAGCUUGGGGUCAUCAUGACAGCCAGCAUGCUGUAACAGUACCUGAGGAAUGAGGUCUUGGGGCUUUUUUGGUUCUCAUUUCAAACCUUUACAAUUUGUUUUUGUUCAGUUCAGUGGAUCAUUUAAGUUUUUAUUAAUGACAAUAAUAUAUUUUAUUUACACUCAGAUGUCAGGAGCACUGCAGGGUUUACUGUUCUUUUAUUUUGAACUUUUCUGGAAUCACUGUUGGAGCUGCUAGUCCAGCUUAGGUGUCACAACAAUCCAUCCCCUUAUAACUGAUGAGAAAGCCUCCAUUUUCAUAUUUCCGCAAGCUCUCAGGUUCCUCAUUACACUAACGUUUACAGCAUUUGGCUCAGGGGUCCAGCAGUGGCAGCUUGGUGGACCUGGGAUUCAAACGUUCAACCUUCUGAUCAGUAGUCCAACACCUUAACCAUUUAGCUACCACAUCCCAAGGUUCCUCUUCCAUUUCCUUUGUAUUUCACCAGAUUCUUGUAUUUCCUCCUUUGUAUGUUGAUAUUAAAUGAUUUCAUUACCACUGCAGUAUUUUGCUCCUUUUUAUUCAUGAAGUCUAUUUGUUUUACUCUACAGUUUAUCUGAAAAUAUCUGGAGGUCACACAGGAAUUUUGUUCUUUUCUACUGCAAGCUGUGAUUCCUAUCAUUAUUUACAUUCACUUUUAUCUGUCACUGCACACAAUCGCCAUGUUUACUGCACACAUUAUCAUGUUUUGUGGUAAUUAACUACACUACCAGUCAAAAGUUUGGACACAUCUUCAAAUUCCGUGGUCUUUCCUGAUGUUUAUUUCUUUCUACAUUGUAAAACAAUGCUGAAGGCGGCCGAAAUACACAAUAAUCUCGUUUGAACAGUUGAUAUUGAGAUAUGUCUGCCACUGAUGCUCUGUAAAGCCUUCAUAACGGCUCUAAUCUGAGGUGCUGUUAAUUGGUGAUUUCUGAGGCUGGUAACUCUAAAUGAACUUCUCCUCUGCAGCAGAGGUAAGUUUUGGUCUUGCUUUACUGGGAUGGUCUUCAUGUGAGCCAGUUUCAUCAUGGUGCUUGAUGGGUUUUGCAAAUGCACUUGACAAUACUGUUCUUGCAAGAACUACUCCAGAACACCUGACCUUCGUGUCUUAAAAUAACAACUGACUGUUUUUUGUUGUUGUUACAUAUGGAUUAUUUAAGUCCAUGUGUGUUAUUUCAUAGUUUUGAAAUCUCCAGUAUUGUUCUAGAAUGUAGAAAAUAAGUCACUAAACAAAAAACAUUGUAUUAGAAGGUGUGUCCAAACUUUUGACUGGUUGUGUAUGUUAUCUGGUUUGUGUAAUCUGAUCAAGUACUUGUGAACAAAGGAGGAUAUUGAAAUCAGAUUAUCUUUAAAUGUAUAGAAAACUUAUUUUAUUGCAUGU
Molecule: messenger RNA, 2198 nt
Organism: Hemibagrus wyckioides
Lineage: Eukaryota; Metazoa; Chordata; Actinopteri; Siluriformes; Bagridae
Product: SLAM family member 8-like
Exons: 5
Coding region: 75-854 (259 amino acids)
Source: RefSeq, a predicted model, not a curated record